AUGUUCAGACCGUUGGUGAAAAGAGUCGUAACUCGCCGUUUUCUAGCGGCUGCUAAUAACAGUAAUGCCCAUAUAGAGAUCAGGACUCUAGAAGAUCUUGCCAAGCUUCAAUCACUCGAUAACGUGGAUCCUAAGUUAAUUAGUAAGUUAAUCAAUGACAAGACUAACGAGCUUAAUAUUAAGAACGAACUACAGAUGUUGAAACAGUUACAGGCAGAAGAACAGAAGACACAGGAGACUUCUCUCAAGAAGUUUGUUAGGCCAGCAUGGAUCUUUCUACUAAUGGGUUCUAUCGUAUAUCUUUCUUGUCAUUAUGUAUGGUGGAAAUUAGAUUACGAGGAAAAAGAACUCGAAUAUACGCAUAAAGUGCACCAGUUGGAAAGCGAACUAGCUGCAUUGAACGAAGCACACAAUUCUUCGGUAUCUUCAGAUAAAAAUUCUAAAAGGUCAAGCAGGAAGUGGUAUAAAUUUUGGUAA
Kluyveromyces lactis is the source of this 477-nucleotide messenger RNA. RefSeq names its product Ina17p (gene INA17). The record is from RefSeq and is a predicted model, not a curated record. Lineage: Eukaryota; Fungi; Ascomycota; Saccharomycetes; Saccharomycetales; Saccharomycetaceae. The coding region runs from base 1 to 477 and encodes 158 amino acids. The transcript has a single exon.